Molecule: messenger RNA, 1303 nt
Organism: Physcomitrium patens
Lineage: Eukaryota; Viridiplantae; Streptophyta; Bryopsida; Funariales; Funariaceae
Product: expansin-A14
Biological process (GO): plant-type cell wall organization
Cellular component (GO): extracellular region
Source: RefSeq, a predicted model, not a curated record
CUCUCUGUCCCCCUUGAAGGUGUCGUGUAGGUUUCAUCGUCUCUUCCCCAUGAGCGCAUCACAGAAACCGAGUCUUUAGAUCUCGACAGCCUCUGCCACACUCUGGUUCUCAUCUGCCCAGGCCAGCUCGAAUUCAUCAUGUCGACUACGAGAGCCUUAUCCAGCAUGAAACUCGCAGUUUGCAUUGCCGCAGUCGCUAUUUUGGCACUGAACUCCCUGCCUUCGGUGCUUGGAGCACCAUACGGAUGGAAGGAGGCGCAUAUCACGUACUAUGGAACAGCUAAUGGCGGUGGCACACAGGGAGGCGCAUGCGGAUAUCCGAACACCUUUGCGAUGGGAUACGGGGUGAUGACCGCAGCAUUGAGUUAUCCUUUGUUCCAGGGCGGAAAGUCUUGCGGGGCGUGUUACCAGCUGAAGUGCAAAUGGCUGGCGCCCACUCGCACCGUUCACAACUGGUGCUGGAGCUACAGUCGCACCAUCACUAUCACUGCAACAAACUCGUGCCCUCCAGGAUCGCACGGAGGUUGGUGCGACUGGAAGCCUCACUUCGACUUGCCCAUGCCUGCUUUCAUGACAUUGGCGCGGCGUGAAGGAGGAGUGGCCCCCGUGUACUACAGAAAGGUUCGGUGUGCGAAGCGCGGCGGAAUUCGGUUUACCCUUGGCGGCAACCCAUACUUCAUGAUGAUCUUGAUUCACAACGUGGGAGGUGCAGGCGAUUUGAGGGCAGUGAAGAUCAAGGGGCGGAACGGAUAUUGGGUACCAAUGUGGCAGAACUGGGGUGCGCUGUGGACAUGCAAAACGAAGUUGAGCGGAGCAUUGUCUUUCCAGAUCACGACGGGCGACGGGCGCACUGUGACGGUUAACAGAGCAGUUGGAGACUACUGGAAGUUUGGACAAACGUGGGAGGGCUCUCAGUUCCGAUAGAUCGGUCGACAUGGAACUGGAUCAUGAGAACAAGCUCGCUAGCAUUGGUCGUUUCGAUUGAUGGGAACAUGGCGACGCUCCUCGGUCCGAGAUGUGCAUGUCAUAUGGCCCGUCCGACCGUGCGAAGCAGAUCUCGCAGUUCCCACCAACGAGAAUUCCAUAAUUAUUGUAAACCGAAGGCGUCUGAUUUCUGUUCUACGCAGUGAAUCAUGCUCUUUUGAUUGAAUGUAGUCACAUUAUUGCACAUCAGCCUUCUUCGGAAGCAGCGGGUUCCUUCAAGAAGUUGUAAUUGGUUUAUGUUAUGGUAAUUGCGUUGAAGUCCGAGAUGACUUUCUCGGCUUCAAGCAUCAGCGACACUUAACAGAGCUAUUUUUUGAAA